Messenger RNA from Priapulus caudatus, 1173 nucleotides. RefSeq names its product zinc transporter foi-like. Gene Ontology annotation, cellular component: membrane. Gene Ontology annotation, biological process: zinc ion import across plasma membrane; intracellular zinc ion homeostasis. Gene Ontology annotation, molecular function: zinc ion transmembrane transporter activity. The record is from RefSeq and is a predicted model, not a curated record. The transcript is spliced from 5 exons. Bases 5 to 1090 code for a protein of 361 amino acids. Lineage: Eukaryota; Metazoa; Priapulida; Priapulimorpha; Priapulimorphida; Priapulidae.
CAAUAUGGCUGCUCAUUGUGCUGCACACGGCCCGCUUCCUUCUUGGACCAACCGGCGUUUUAGCAAGAGGCAUUGUCCAUCAAGUAAAACGUGCAUUCACCUGUGUGUAUUCUGCAUUGUCUGUUGCUUGGCAACGUCGAGAGCCAAUGGCGUGGAAGCACACGAGGAUGAGUACGACCGUUUGGUCGGCAACAGCAGCGAUUUUACGGAGAUCUCAGAUUGGCUUCAGCAAAGGAUACGUAGUACUAACGAGACAUGUAGGGGAUGCCACGAAGAAAGUUUCUACGUUCAGCAGAUAUUUGCCAAGUUCGGCGAUGAACAACACCACCUGUUGGCAUAUAAUGGUUUCUUGACGCUGUUCCGGAGCCUCGGCCUCGACGAAGCCACGCCCGGUGCGUUGCCGACGGCAACAGCCUCCCAGAGUGGGACGGUUGGCGGUGGCAACCCGACAACAACUAAGCAGCAUCAUGUUGUGCGAAGAGAGACAGCUAGCGUUCACAAUCACACACAUGGUGUGUUCAACACACACAUCGAGAAUGCAACGCCGGCCAGUCAGUGUUCGUCAGCGGCCGCGGUGAUCGCGUCAACAUUCGGGGGGACAGCGGAGCGUGUGACGAUGACGGAACACGACUUCCUGCACGUCUGCCCCGCCCUCGUCUACCAACUGGCUGUCGCUCACUGCGCCGGUGACCGGCACCAGCACGUCGUGGAAGACAGAGAGGUGGUGACGCGUCUCGAUCAUCGUCACGGAGUGUCUGUGGAGCAGGUUACGCCCCGGCAUCAAGUGUGGGGCUUUGCAACACUAGCUGUCAUUGUGAUCUCCUGCUGUGGACUGCUUGGUGUUGUCAUCGUACCGAUUCUUGAGAAGGCUUUCUACAACCAGCUGCUGCAGUUCUUUGUUGCCCUGGCCGUCGGCUCUCUAUCCGGGGAUGCACUGCUUCACCUGCUGCCACAUGCUCUCGGCGUCUGCUCCGCGCCGACUCUUCAUAUAGAUGUUCUCCGGGUGAAGCUCGCUGACCUUGAACAUACCGAUGCACGGAAAGCCGCUGGUGCUGCCCUCUGUCACGCUUCUUCUAACGACGCCCGCUGACGCCUCCAGCUGCAGGUGUUUCUUCUUGGUGGCGCGCGCGCGUACGAACACGCAGACGCACGCGCAGAUGAGGAUGAGAAGCA